Messenger RNA from Symbiodinium sp. CCMP2592, 5682 nucleotides. The record is from the annotation of a GenBank genome assembly. Lineage: Eukaryota; Dinophyceae; Suessiales; Symbiodiniaceae.
AUGGCAUCACCUUCGCUGCCUUUCAUGCUCUUCAAGGCGGCGCUUGUGUCGCUGUUGGCUGCAUCUUCGGCGCCCCAGGAGUGCAAUGUGCACCCGGAGGAAGUCCUAAGCCCGGAGAGACCUCCUGGAGCCGCCGUGGGCACCGGGCUCCUUCAGACGAAGCCUGCAGCCAGGGCGCUGGAGAAGAUGGGUUUCGAGGAAUCCAUGCUGAAGGCCAUGGGGAAGCUUGAGGAGGAGCUCAAAGAUCUUAAGACCCAGGCGGAGCUCAAGAACGAAGACGCCGGACUCAAGGAGGAGCUGGCAGAGCUCAAGAACCAAGACGCCGGACUCAAGGAGGAGCUAGCGGAGCUCAAGAACGAAGACGCCGGACUCAAGGAGGAGCUCGGCCGUUUGGAAAAGUCCGAGAGUGCAGGAGUGCCCCCAAUGCUCGGCGGCCGUGUGCAUCUUCCUGGGAUCUUCGCCCAGCACCAAAACGCCAGCGAACGCAGAAGCAGCUGCAAGAAGGCAGUGGGCCCUCCUCUCGCCAGCCUCGUUGGGGGGAACAUCUCUGACGCUUCGAAACUGAAGACGAAGAAGGUGCAGGUCCACAGUUCCAACGGCGGCUGCCCGAGCGGAGAGGUGAAGCUCUUUGACUUUCACCCGACCGGAGCAACACAGAGCUGCUGCAAGGAGGAGGCGUGUGCUGGUUGCGCAUUUUUCUCGGGAAGUUCCUGCCAACGUUGCGCCGGUGGCUUCAUCGAGCGUGAAGGCCACUGCACUGCGUGCACCAGUUCCGGUGGUUGGCUCAGCGUGGAUGGGAAAUCGUGCAUGCAGCUGGCGGCAAGCGAUUGCAGCGAUGAAAAAGUACGAGGCCAAUCGAGCAACGAGGCUUGCUGCCAGUGCGGUGGUGGGGUCAUUACGCCGACGCCCUUCUCCUAUCCCAACAGCCGUUGGUCCCUGGAUUCCAACAUUGUUCUGAAGCCGGAGCCGCGCACGGCCCUUCGCUACACCGUGGACUCCAAGUGUGAGCUUGCGGCACAUAACCUGACCAUUGACAGCUCCACAGGAGAGAUCAGCUACAUGUCCGGGCGGACCAAGCCCGUGGAGGCCUUCUCCUUCGAGUGUGAGGUCACGGCGCACCAGGCCACAGGUGUGAGCUUGACUUCCGUUGUCACGGUGGCCGCCGACGUGUUGAGCUACAGCUCUGCCACUCUGCUUUUCCACGGCGACAGUCAAGAGGAGUUGCCGCUGACAACCGGAAGCGGAUGGUCCAAGUUUGAGCUGGGCUGCGCACCGGAGGUCAGUUGGCUGAGCAUCGUUGCCUCCACCGGCAAGUUGCGCUACACGGCGCCAAGUGGCGCGAACGGGGGUGUUUCCGUCGCCGACGACAAGUUCUUUGGGCAGGACGGUGCCGUUUGCAUCGUGACGGCUUGGCAGACCCACAAGAAGCACCAAACCACAUUCGUGGCCAUUCGGCCGCGACCCUGGCCAAAGCUGGAGUAUGACUUGGAUGCCGUGGCCGUGAGUGUCGGUGAGGACCUGCACCCACUUAACCCGAAGCCGCACAAAGAGCAGGGCCUCAUGAAGCCAUGGACGUUCAGCAUGGCCUGCGACGUCAGUGGUGCGGCAAGCUCUACGAAGUUCACCUGUGACCGGAUCUUGAACAUGGGACUUCUGGACGGCCACCCGAUCCUCGACAUCAGCCCGGACGGAGCCAUCACGGUGGCGCCAGCGAGCACCCUCAGUGAGCUGUUCGAUGCACUCAGCGUUUCGGGAUCGCAGCGGAAGGCCUUCACUUUGGGAUGCCGGGUCUUCGGCCUCUUUCCCGAUCCGGAUCUGCCUCCGGUGGAGACGACGCUGAGCAUCGUAGUGCAGGAUACCGUGUGCUGGGUUCCACAGAACAUCCAGGGCACUGGCCUGCCUGAUCCCAGCGCCAGUACCGAGGCCAAGUGCAGAUCCCAGUGCCGCGCAGACGAAACCUGUGCGAACUACAAGUUUGACAGCCAGUGUAAGAGGUACGAUGUUCGCUCGGACGGGAGCCCGGUCACGGUCAUCGCCAAGGUCACGAACUGCACCAACGAGGGUACCUGUAUGAAAGUGACACAUUCCGAAUGGUACCUCGCCGGUACAUAUUGUCCUCUGGGCAGAGAUGCAGUAUUGGGUGGCAUUGUGUACCUUCGCGAGCACGUGACGCAGCAGGACAUGGUGUAUCUGCGUGAGGGAUCCAGCGGCGGCUGCGGUGCCAACGAGUGGGCGUUGAUGGCACCUUCAAGUGCAGACUUCAUCGACAAGGCUCUCGGCCUUUUCGAGCUCCGUGGCACCCGGCACGCCUGCAUCAGCAGCUCCACUGUGGAGCACGCCCUUUUGUGGUGUCCCACGAAGGCGCUGGCUUGGAUCGAAGAGCAGGAAGAGGAUGAGGAGGGCCAAACGGCCCUGGUCCUGGAUGACCCCGGGACCGCUCAGCCGGCCGACUUUUGGCUACAUCCCUGCGACUGUGCCCCAGAUGCCUGGGGACCGGAUCUGCCUGUGGAUCCUCAAAUGUACGAGCAUCUCCCGGCCAACAGCAGCAACAAGUUCAUCCCGACUCCUUACGUCAUCGUCAAAGGGCAGCUCGUUUGCCCCUCACGUCAACUGCUGGGAGGCGGCAUGGGUGUGCACUUCCAGUCAGAGGAGGAGGUCCUUGAGCCGGCGGACUGCGAGGCCCGAUGCCGGGAGCAGUCGACCUGCCUCUUCUUCUGGCACGGCUCGCAGCACGGCGCAUCGACCUGCCGCUUGUUCAGCGGCUGCGACAACCUUGUCCGCGAGUUCAGCUUGGAAGGAGACCUGAAGGCAAUGCCGCGCAGCCCCAGUUGCACCGUUGCCGACGCAGUGAAAUGUUGGGCCACCUCCCUUCGCAGGAGUUUCUUGUCCAUGGCCUUCAGCCCAAGUGGCGGUCCAAGUGGAAACUCCGCGUCGGCUGGCGUCGCCCUGAAUCUGCCUCCGAAGCCGGCAGCCCCGCCCGCCGAUGGUAUGUUCGCGUGGUUUGAGAGUGAGAACGCAGGAAACGUGUGGCGCAGCUCCGUUGGAGACUUUGAGGGCCAUUGCAAUCUGAACGCCGUCUACCGGCAAGUGGAAGCUGGGAAUGGAGCUGAUCGUCCUGUUACUUUCAUCGAAGGCUACACGUGGUCAGGUUACACCUUCGGAAACGUGAUUCCCCCGACCCACACCGUCUGCUCCGUCACGCGUUACGGCAGGGCUCGAGAUGGGUCGUUCAAAACGGGGCGCAUCUUGCAGUCCAGAACUGAAAACAACUGGCUUCAUGGCCACUGGUCAAACCGAGCAGGUGUUGCAUACUAUAAUGGUUGGCUCACAUCCCACGAAAGGAAUAUCGAUGUUAGAGAUUGGGUUGUGCUUUGCGGCACCAACGGUGCACAACGAGCAUUCGACGGCUUUUCGUACGGCACCCCAGCGAACAUUGCGUCCCAAUCCACAACACCGGUGAAGUUCACAGAGACCAUACCUCUGUACAUCAAUCAUGGCUUUGAUGAAAAGUCUGACUUUGCAGUCAUGGAGGUGAUUACCUGGGACAGGGUGUUGUCAGAGCAGGAGAUGGUGGCCACCGUCGACUACUUGAAGUGGAAGCUUAGAGCAGGUGCCGUGCUCGAGACUUCAGAGCACAUUGCGCAGGAGACCGAAAAGAACUUCGACUCUUGGGGCGUUCAAAUGUUGGACGAUGUGAGUCACCAAACCUUCGAAGUCGACUUGCCCAACGGCUACAAAGCAGACCUGACAGGCUGGACACAUACCCGAGACUACGCUCGGGGAUUUCUCACAAACAAAGACGGGGUGUCCACAGCAGUCGUGAAGGGAUUGGUGCCAGCAGCACAGUACCUCUACCAGAUCUACAUGGUGCAUGAGAAGGCCGAUUGGUCUGGUCAGGCCAAGGUGUCCGUGAACCAUGGCGUGCAGGGCAGAUGCAACGCGCACCACGACAACGAAGCCGCAUUCUCUGGGGUGGCAGUGGCUUCGCCCAGAGGUGAGAUCAACUUCGAGUUCGAGCGAAUCUCCUGGCAUGUCCACCUCUCCGGAAUCGCCAUUGCGAAAGUGGGGCAGCCUCCGGUUCCGGCCAAGCCAGCGGAUCCACCAUCGCAGGGCAUGUAUGCUUGGUUCAAGAGUGAGAACGCUGGAUCCGUGUGGCGCAGCUCUGUUGGAGGCUUUGAGGGCCAUUGCAACAUGGGCAGCGUCUUCCGGCGAGUUGCAGCUGGGAAUGGUGCCGAUCGCCCCGUUACCUUCAUCGAAGGCUACAUAUGGUCAGGCUACGACUUCGGAAACGUGAUUCCCCCGACCCACACCGUCUGCUCCAUCACUCGAUACAACGGUCCGCACAAGGGACGUAUCUUGCAGUCCAGAACUCAAAACAACUGGCUACAUGGCCACUGGAGCCGCCAAGCCGGUGUUGCGUACUAUAAUGGUUGGCUUACAUCUUAUUCGAGACCUUUAGAUGUUCUAGAUUGGGUUGUGCUUUGCGGCACCAACGGUGCACAACGAGCAUUCGACGGUUUUUCGUCCGGCACCCCGGCCAACAUUGCGUCCCAAUCCACAACACCGGUGAAGUUCACGGAGACCAUACCUCUGUACAUCAACCAUGGCUUUGAUGAGAAGUCUGAGUUUCAAGUCAUGGAGGUGAUCACCUGGGACAGGGUGUUGUCAGAGCAGGAGAUGGUGGCCACCGUCGACUACUUGAAGUGGAAGCUUAGAGCAGGUGCCGUGCUCGAGACUUCAGAGCACAUUGCGCAGGAGACCGAAAAGAACUUCGACUCUUGGGGCGUUCAAAUGUUGGACGAUGUGAGUCACCAAACCUUCGAAGUCGACUUGCCCAACGGCUACAAAGCAGACCUGACAGGCUGGACACAUACCCGAGACUACGCUCGGGGAUUUCUCACAAACAAAGACGGGGUGUCCACAGCAGUCGUGAAGGGACUGGUGCCAGCAGUGCAGUACCUCUACCAGAUCUACAUGGUGCAUGAGGUACCCAACUGGCAGGGCGAAGCCAAGGUGUCCGUGAACCAUGGCGUGCAGGGAACAUGCCACGCGAAUGGCAACAACGAAGCCAGGUUCUCCGGGGUGGCAGUGGCUUCGCCCAGAGGUGAGAUCAACUUCGAGUUCGAGCGCGUCUCCUGGCAUCUCGACCUCUCCGGCAUCGCCAUUGCGAAAGUUAGCUCGCCAGCCAGUUUGCUUCAGGAGGCCUCCAUCGCGACGCGGCUUUCGGAAGGAGCCGUUGAACAAGGCUUCAUAGACCUGCACUUGUACCAGCAGUGUGAUUCCAUUCUCCUUCUGGGAGGUAUGGGUGUGGAGCAGUGCGGAAGGCCAAGCCACAGAGAAAUCACCUCACACGACUGGCAGCACAAGAGGCCGUUGCCGCCGUCCUUCAAGCACGGAACUCUUCUGAUGGCCUCCUGCUGGAGCGAAAGGUACCGGCUGCUGCGGGAGAACAGGGUUGCCGACACGGAGCGACUGCAGUGCGUCAACGGCGAUUGGUACAACAGCCUUGGAAAGCCUGGGCUCAAUGGUCUGGUCUGCGAAGGAUGUGUGCAGGUCGGAGCGAGAGGCUAUGCGGCCUACGACGAGCGCAACGAGCAGGAGCUUUACUUCUUCAACCGAAUGGCCCUGAGCAUCUACACUGAGCUUGGCAUGGUCAAGGAUGGGUUUUCCAAGCCUUUUUCG